Pseudomyrmex gracilis is the source of this 5314-nucleotide messenger RNA. Its product is annotated as protein abrupt-like. Gene Ontology annotation, cellular component: nucleus. Lineage: Eukaryota; Metazoa; Arthropoda; Insecta; Hymenoptera; Formicidae. The record is from RefSeq and is a predicted model, not a curated record. The transcript is spliced from 8 exons. Gene Ontology annotation, biological process: regulation of transcription by RNA polymerase II. Gene Ontology annotation, molecular function: protein binding. The coding region runs from base 1866 to 3182 and encodes 438 amino acids.
AUGUCUACCGAAAGCGUAGCAAUCGGUCCACAAUUCGGUGCGGUGCUCGUUGGUUGUCGCUUCGUACGUAAGGUGCUGGUAGUGCGGAAGGUGCAGGGACAUUUCUUACAUGCAUUCUACAUACAGUGAUGCCCCGGAGAACUUACCUUACAUGACUGUUAUGCGAGAUAAAGAGCGGUGUGUUUUUCAGAAUUCUCAUUGAUAUCUGUGUAUACACACACUAAAAUUCAGCGCGCGUGUCCCUCAUCUGUACAUCACACGCUGAUCUGGAAAUUACACAAAGGUCCAUCAAAAGAGAAACAGAAACUAUUAUAUUGUCAGUGUGACACUGCACAGAGUGCAAGACACAAGUGUUUUUAUCAUUAGUUUCAUCGCACUGAAGUUGGUCUUUAGUUCGGUCACUCUUCUUCGUCAGUUUUUUUUUUGACAGUGUCAGUUCUUGAAUAUAAACACGGUUUUUGCUGGAUUUUCAUCUCUCAACCUUCAGAAAAAACGAAAGGCCUUUUGUUAUUUUUAUCUCCGGUACAAUUCCACGGAAGAACAAAUAAAACAAAACGCAAAGAAGAACGCAGAAGAAAAGAAUGGGCGCGGUGUAAUAGACGGGACAGAAAACAAAUAGUGAACCAGAGGCCAAAAAUCAGAAAAUUAAACCAGCAGAAAAUCUUGUGACAAGGACUAAUCAGUUAUAAUAUUAAACAGGCGCACAGACCAACAUAAAAAGAGUUUAUUAUAUCCAUAUUGUUUUGGUGCUGAAUGUCUAAAUGUCGAGAUGUGGAAACGCGUUGUUGGCAAGUACAACAAAAUCCAGAGGUAGACCCCUAUUUGCCGAUUGACACACGCCAACGUACGCAUUAUGCUUUCCGGUGUUUUGGUCGCGUACAGCGAGAGCAAAGUUUCAGACAUUACGCCGAUGAGUGCAAAACCAAAUGCGAGUAAUCGACUUUUUCGGGAGAGAAGGAGACUUUGAGACUUUUCUUAUACAUAUACAUAGAAACAAUUUGGAUUAAUCCUGUAAACUGUGAAGCAUAAGAGAGAAUAAAAACAAAAUUAGUUAUAAUAUUUUAUUUUCAAUUGUCUUCCCGUAGAAUAAAUUCUCAUCGGGGAAAGACGAAGAUCGCAAGUACUAAAAACUAUACUAGAAAAUAAACCACUUCUUUGAAGAAACUUAACAAGUUAACGAAAUAGUAGAGAAUAACGAAAGAGUAGCACGACUAGUCUUACACUUUGUUAAGACAAACUAAACGGUAAUGCACAGAUCAUUCUCUGAAAAAAGAAGAAGGAGCAAAGAAGUUCUAAAGAUCGACAAUAUCACAGGUUGCUCUUGCAGAGAGGGAAGAGAGAUACAUAGAGAUACGAGAAAUACAUAAUUUCCCGAUCAAGAUUAUCAAAUAUCAGUCGCAGUAUAUUCGGCGACGCGGUACAUGCGGCAAUGCAAUCAUCGUCUUCAUUUACUCAAACUAAUUGUUCAUCACGUUUCCACAUGGUACAUAUAUUUCCGUCAUGGCACAAGUAGUAUGAAAUCUGUCGACGCGGUGUACUUAAAGUUUCCCCUCUAUCUUCUCUUGUUCGGUCCCUGUUUAUGCAUAUUACUGGCCAUAAUACAAGGCGACGAUCUACCUUGAAGCAUCAAGCUUUAUUCUAACAUAGAAUUUGCUAAUUGUAACUUAACUCUUUGGCAUAACUUCGGUUCCUGAUUGCGCGUCACUAAAUAUUUUCGGAGAAAGACGGUACUUGCAAUCAAAUUAUUCAUCGGACUAAAAACCAAACGCGACGAAAAUCAAGCGAGAGCGAAGGUGUGCCUGGAAGAAAAAAUCAGAUUGAGCACGAUAACACCUCGGGUCCCAAGUUCCAAGGGGACGGACGCCAUGGCGGCUUCUUCGUCCUUAUCGAGUGCCGGAGAGACUCAGCAAUACGCACUUAAGUGGAACGACUUCCACACCAAUAUCCUCAGUACGUUCCGGAAUCUCAGAGAUGAAGAGGACUUUGUCGAUGUUACGCUGGCGUGUGAUAACUGCAGCUUCACCGCCCACAAAGUGGUAUUGUCGGCCUGUAGUCCAUACUUCCGACAGCUUCUCAAGGCUAAUCCGUGUCAACACCCCAUUAUAAUCCUGAGAGAUGUCUCGUCGCAAGAUAUGGAGUCGUUGCUGCGUUUCAUGUAUCACGGCGAGGUGCACGUGGCCCAAGAGCAGCUGCCUGCCUUUCUGAAAACUGCACACAUGCUCAAGGUGAAGGGACUAGCGGAAGUUAGCAGAGGCGCCGGUAGUGCGAAAACUCCAGCGCCGUCGUCGUCGACUGGUAACAACGCUAGCGCACCUGCGACACCUCGUAAUCCGUGGCAAGACAAAGGAGAUCUCAGUGAUAACAGUCCACCUGAGAAGCGACCGAGAAGUUACAGUCCACCGAACCAUGUCGAUCAGAAAACAGACCUUCAAGAAUCCUUGUUGGGUCAGGCCCUUGAAGGUGGCCCCACGAUACACACACCUGCGAACAAUAUACAGUCAACUGGUGAAGAUUCAAACUCGAUGUCGGAAAAUGACGAAGAAAUAUCGAAUAACGACAGCAUUCUAAACACGGUAAAGGCUGAACCGAGUGACAUUUUAAACGACUCUGUGGAACAUCAUCGAAACAGUUUUCCUGCAGCGUUAUUGAGUCUUCAAGGGAUAAUGCCUGGACCGUCCGGGAUGCAUGUGAACCAGGAUGCAGCAUUCGAUCACGAGCUUGAUGAGGCAGAGGGCGCGGCUUACCACCACCACCACAGCCAAUACCAGCAACAUCAUCGGCAUCGCUAUCAUCAUCCACUAUCCGUCCCUCCUCCUCACCACCGUCAUCAGGCGCUACUGAAAGACGACCCAUCAAUUAAUCAAUCUUCCACUACGGCAACUACGACGAUCACGACGACCAGCAAGUAUCAACGCGGUCAACCGGACUUCAAGCAACAAAAAUUACUGCAGGAGCAUCAUCGGCAGUACGGUUACAGGUGUCCUCUCUGCUGCAGGACGUUGCAAGACAUCAGUGAUAUGAGAGCGCACUUGGAUCAUCACUAUCCUAGAGACUCGCCCACCUGUCCUGUCACUUCCUGCGCCAAAACUUUCUCUCAUCCCAACAGUGUCAGAAACCAUAUGCGAUUGAAACAUCCUGUACAGUGGGAUCAGAUUAAAACCUUAAGAUGGACCUAUGUCUGAUAAAGAGGCGACGAUCAGUUGAACUCUAUGUGUCAUAAAUGUAAUAUCGAAGGCUUUUUCCAAAGAAACAUAGCUUUUUAUUUUCCCGGUAAUAGCCCCCUGCUAAACGCUCUUUGUGGCAAUUGCCCGGUGGUAAUAUAGUACAAUAAAUUCAUAAGUUUAUUAUUAGGAUUACCAUAGGAUUGUACAUAUAUUUGGAAUGAAAGCAAAGUGGUAGGAAAAUUUAAAUUUAAUAUAUUUACUUAUUUAUUUUUUUUUUUUUUUAAUAUACAUAGCAUUAAAUUAUGAGGUUUAGAUUUUAACCUGUUUAAAUUUAAUUUUUUUAUAAAAACAAGUACCAAAUUGAUAUCAAAUUAAUAUCAAAUUGGGCUUGUUAUCGUUGUGCAACAAUUGUUUUUACGUCUAUGAAUGUUGGAAGAGAGUCUGGUCGACGGAGGAUAAACAUUUUUUGAUACAAUCUAUGAAACGUCAAGAGAUGUAAAAUCGAUUGUACAUGUAUAUGUAUUAGAGACUACGAAUCCGGGCUCUUAUUCUGUAACUUUUGAUGUGCGUUACGUAUCCUUGUGCAGACAAAAUGUAUCAUAAAAUAGCUGCGCACGUUUAAUGAAAUUGUCGUUAAAAGUUACAGAAAUAAGAAAACAAAAAUCAACUAGAACCGAGUGUAUGUCUGCGUAAUAAUGUACGCGUGAAAAGGCAAAAACCAGACUCUUUUAUGCUUUUAUUUUGAAAAAUGUUGUUAUACAACCGCACCCACUGCAAAGUUUACUUCUGAAAAGCGCACAUUGUACAUAUGCGAGAUUGUGUAAGAAACUAUAUCGACAAAGAAGAUAUAUAUAUAUAUAUACGCGUGCGAGGAUUGUGUGAUAUUAAAAUAAUGAGAUUGAUUUUGUAGAAGGUUAUUAAUAGAAUUGUUUGUUUCUCAGUUUACAAAAAUAUUUUUCUUCUCAAUGACCGGUGAAACAAUAUGAACAAACGAACGAACGCUCGAACAAGUGUGUAUUGAAAAAAUUAAUUUGAGAGACCGCGGAAUGUGUUGUAGUAUGUGGAUUUUUUUAAAUUAAAUUAUUAACUUUCACAAAACUAGUCUCAUAACUUUUAUAUCCGACCGCUCUCAUAUAUGAAAAUUAUAAUACGUGUGUACACAUAUGUGUACAUAAGUGUAUACAUAAAAAGAUAUAUAAAAUUUGUUCUGUAUAAAAUGGACAAGGCAGUAUUUCCUGUAGAACCUGAAGUGUAGAUGCCGUAGGAUCAAAUAACAUACGUAUACACGCAGCGACCGGCCGGUGUAUAUACAGACAUAUUUGACAUCGAGAUGUAAUGAUUAGGUUUACGUAUCUAAAAAAUAAAAAAUAAAAAAGAAAACAAUGUUCCUCUAAGAGCUGAGCAAGCCAGCCUUAUGUUGAAUAACGUAUAGUCUUAAGGAUGUAGAAAUGUAUACACUGGAAAUGUGAACGAACGCACGGCGACAAUCAUGCCGAAAAAUCGAGUAACAAGUCACUUCUAAAAAUUCCGAUAUAAACAAAAAAAGGUGCCGAAGCCAUAUGUGUGAGAGAUACUGGCGCGUGUAUGUAAAAAUGUUUCGUCGCGCGAAAGUAUGCGAAUCUAUGUGAGUGGAUCGCGAGUGAAUAUGUCGACCCCACAGAAGUACGGUCGUUUCGACAACGCCUAGCCUUAUUUUUCUACAGUCUUUACGUUUUAUCAGUAUUUAUUAGAUAAAAGAAAAAAUUUCCCCAAGAGACAUAUUCUCGAGACAUUGUGUAUACUAAAAAUUUGCCGCGAACGGGCGCUGGAAUACGAGUUGUUAGUUGUGGGUCUCGAAGUGAAAACAAUGUCGACAAGUACGACGAAAUGCAUUACGACACGAAUAUAUAAUAAAUUGUUGAAUUUAUUACACACUGAGACAAAGUUCGCGCAAGAGGUUUACUGAUGUACAAAUCGACUUUACAGUUUUUUCUCUUAAAUAUUUAUUAUCGACUGAUAUAAUUUCUCAUUACUGACAGCUCGUGCGGUGAAUAAUGUAUAGAAUUAUAAUGUAAUAAUGCACUAUUUUAGCAGGUUCUAGCUUAGACAUAUACAUAAGACGUACGAAAUGAAAUAUAUACUAUUUAAGUAAUGCUUUGUACAAUAAAAAG